This is a messenger RNA of Necator americanus (New World hookworm), 258 nucleotides long. RefSeq lists its product as uncharacterized. The coding region runs from base 1 to 258 and encodes 85 amino acids. The record is from RefSeq and is a predicted model, not a curated record. Lineage: Eukaryota; Metazoa; Nematoda; Chromadorea; Rhabditida; Ancylostomatidae. The transcript has 3 exons.
AUGGAUAUCGGAGUCUACCUGAACACUAUCCUUCACGAUGUUCCAAGUUUUUCUCUGAACACGGAUAUCUCACCGCCAUGGAUCCAGAAUAUUUCCGUGUUAAUCCUUUGUAUGCAAUGGUUCUCACAACUUCUUUUUUUCUCGAUUGUAAAUGGCUCUUGCUUGAUGCGGCCGCGAAAACAAACAGUUCUGAGCACGUUCAACCAGCAGCAGUACGAAAUUCUUGGAGAAUAUCAUUUACGUUUGCUGCUUGGAUGA